This is a messenger RNA of Coccomyxa subellipsoidea C-169, 837 nucleotides long. Its product is annotated as DUF1754-domain-containing protein. Bases 183 to 530 code for a protein of 115 amino acids. Lineage: Eukaryota; Viridiplantae; Chlorophyta; Trebouxiophyceae; Coccomyxaceae. The record is from RefSeq and is a predicted model, not a curated record. Gene Ontology annotation, cellular component: nucleolus. The transcript has 3 exons.
GGGGAUCAGCAGCGACGUUGAGUGUUUUCAUGCUUGAUGACAUAGCACGGCGACAUGAUCAACGACGAGGAUCUUGGGCGCUUCGUGAGCUGGACUGGCCUCUUGAUCGUCUUCUUGCUAUUCGCCUACCACUACAUUGCCGCAGACCCUAAGCUCCAAAGAACCGCUUGAGCCGCAAGGACAUGUCCUUUACGGGCGGCAAGCUCAAGCUCAAGGGGCAGGACGCAGGGACGAAAAAGAAGAAAAAGAAGAAGAGCUCUGGGGAUGAGAAGGCGCUAGAGAUCGUUGAGGGAGCCCCCUCGAUUGCUGUGAAGGAGACCCCAGAGGGGUAUGUCCUGGACUCGCGACUGGAGGGAGAUGACAGGCGCACAGCAGCGGAGAAGAGGCACGACGAGAUGAUGGCCAAGAGGGAAAGGGAGAUGACCACCAAGCUGGCCGCCAAGUCCCACCGCGAGAGGGUCAACGAGUUUAAUGCCUACCUCCAGAACCUCAGUGAGCACCAUGACAUCCCCAAAGUGGGGCCAGGCUAAUGUUGCUCAAAAAUGCACUUCUGUGGAUCCCAACAGGACAGCUUGGAGCAGUGCUGGGCAAUGCAGAAUUCCACUUUCCUGUGCCUGAAUUUGCUUCGCUGUAGAGAUGUUGUGGGAAUGCUUUUGGGUGUCUUGGCGCCAAGCUUGUGGCAGCCAAAUACUCCAAUAAGGCCUAGCAAACGGCCUUGGAAUAAUAGUGUUCAAAGAUAGAACAGCUUGGAAUACACAUCUUCGAUUGACAAGCCUGCCAUUGUGAUGAAAUGCAACAUCCAAUAUCGUUCAGAUUUGUAAUUUCCAUCUGUGCACC